AAGAAGAAGGUUUCCACCUUUGUCAUCGACUGCGCGAAGCCGGUCGAGGACAAGAUUAUGGAGAUUGGUUCGUUCACCGCGUUCCUCACCGAUCGUAUCAAGGUUGGUGGUAAGGCGGGCGCGCUCGGCGAGGCGGUGAGCGUGUCGAGCGACAAGACGAAGGUGACGGUGACGAGCGAAGUCGCGAUGAGCAAGCGCUACAUGAAGUACCUCACGAAGAAGUACCUCAAGAAGCACAACGUUCGUGAUUGGUUGCGCGUGAUUGCGUCCAACAAGGAACGCAACGUGUACGAGUUGAGAUACUUCAACAUCGCGGACGACAACGAGGAAGAAUAA
This is a messenger RNA of Ostreococcus lucimarinus CCE9901, 336 nucleotides long. It is a transcript of the gene RPL22, whose product is annotated as Ribosomal protein L22, component of cytosolic 80S ribosome and 60S large subunit. Gene Ontology annotation, biological process: cytoplasmic translation. Gene Ontology annotation, molecular function: structural constituent of ribosome; RNA binding. Gene Ontology annotation, cellular component: ribosome. The record is from RefSeq and is a predicted model, not a curated record. The annotation marks the transcript as partial. The transcript is spliced from 2 exons. Lineage: Eukaryota; Viridiplantae; Chlorophyta; Mamiellophyceae; Mamiellales; Bathycoccaceae.